AUGGGCAGUGAUCAUUUCCCGAUCUCCACUACCGUUGGAAUUUCCUUCUCUUUCUUCAAGUUCUUCUCUAAUAAAUACAACCUGAAAAAAGUUCGUUGGACCACCUUCUAUAAAACCUUAAAAGAUGUUAAAUUCGAUGAUGCAGAUACUCAUGUUACUCCAGCUCCUUUCAUAGCCCUUCAAGCAUACUAUAACCUCUUUGACUUAAUUAAUGCAGCCCUCCACACAGCAGGUCCAAAAAUAGAAAAUAAAUCCUCCCGAGAUCAUACAAAUUCCCCACCUUGGUGGAAUGAGGAAUGCAGCAAACUUGAAAGACAAAGAAAGGCCAAACUUGGCAGAUACCGCCACAGGUGCACCUAUGAGAACUUUCUGGACCUUCAAAAAUUUGAAGCCACUACAAAACGAACCUUGCAAAAAACCAAAAUUCUAGGGUUUAGAUCUUUUUGUCAAUCCUUAUCUUCAACCUCUAAGCUUUCUAACGUUUGGAACAAAAUUCGAGGCUUCAGACAUAGAUUAUUAUCUCCUCUCUCACCUACCACUUCCACUGCGAAUACAGAAACCGUAACAAAAAUGGAGGAUUUCAUAGAAAGAUUCCACCAAAUCAGUGCACCCCCAAAUGACCUACAUCCUAUUCUUCCCCUUCCCACCACUUCACACCAUCUUUCUGUACCAUUUAGACUCCAAGAAAUAAAAUAUGCUGUGAAAAAAUCUAAAACCAAAUCCUCUUCCGUCCUUGAUAAAAUUGACUAUGAAGUUAUACAAAAUCUUUCUGAUAAUAUUCUCAGUCAACUUUUAAGAGUCUACAAUUUAAUCCUGAAUGAAGGUUCCUUUCCUGACUAA
This is a messenger RNA of Belonocnema kinseyi, 840 nucleotides long. RefSeq lists its product as uncharacterized. NCBI's taxonomy places the organism in Eukaryota, Metazoa, Arthropoda, Insecta, Hymenoptera, Cynipidae. The transcript has a single exon. Bases 1 to 840 code for a protein of 279 amino acids. The record is from RefSeq and is a predicted model, not a curated record.